GGUGUGGGGGCCAUUUCUAUCUCCUCUCUUGGUUGCAAUUGCAACGCUACUGCUAAUGGCCAUAGCACACAGCACACUCCAUAGAUGCUGUUCGGCGACAAGGCAGCAGUAAUGGCGCAUACCAUGCCUCCCCUUUCAACAGCACAAAGCACAACCUCCAUCCUGAAGGUUGCUCCAAAAUCCCCUGCUCUGAAGAACAGCAGCAAUCUUUCUUUGGGAGCCAAAUGCGACACCAGGAGGGCACUCGUAUGCGGCUUGAUUGCUGCUGGUGCUGGUGCAAUGCUGGGACCUGACAUUGCUUCUGCGGCUUCAAAGAGACGGCCUUCGCCGCCGGCGCCGACGGAGGAGAAGAAAGACCCGAACGUUAGCGGCGUGCAGGCUAAAGUGCUUGCCAGCAAGAGGAGGAAGGAGGCCAUGAAGGAAGCUGUGGCCAAGUUGAGGGAGAAAGGGAAGCCCGUUGAUAAGUGAAGAGAAUUACAAGUAGCACUUUGAUUGGAGAGUUCUAACUUACCGAAUAAUGGAAUUCUUCAGUUUAUGUGUACAGUUGAUCAAAAAAGAAAAAAAAAUGCUGCUGCAGUGUAACUAUGUGAGUUCCAGCUUCGCUGCUGUCGUUCAUACUUUUUUUUUUCAUGUAAGCUCAACUGUAUGGAUGCAGUUCAAUAAUUGAAUCUUGUAUGGGGUGCUGCUACUGAAA
Panicum hallii is the source of this 694-nucleotide messenger RNA. RefSeq lists its product as uncharacterized. The coding region runs from base 85 to 468 and encodes 127 amino acids. NCBI's taxonomy places the organism in Eukaryota, Viridiplantae, Streptophyta, Magnoliopsida, Poales, Poaceae. The transcript has 2 exons. The record is from RefSeq and is a predicted model, not a curated record.